Messenger RNA from Penicillium antarcticum, 861 nucleotides. RefSeq lists its product as uncharacterized. The transcript has a single exon. Lineage: Eukaryota; Fungi; Ascomycota; Eurotiomycetes; Eurotiales; Aspergillaceae. The coding region runs from base 1 to 861 and encodes 286 amino acids. Gene Ontology annotation, molecular function: carbon-sulfur lyase activity. The record is from RefSeq and is a predicted model, not a curated record.
AUGGAUAACCUCACACGCUACAACCACGCCUCGGCACUAGGAACACGCCACUUCUGCAGUAAAUGCGGCUGCCAUGUUGGAGAUCUAGGAAUAGAUGAUGGAAAUUGGACAAUCUCCACAGCAAUCUUCACAGAACCGAAUAUCGGACUGUGGAAUAUGUGGUCGCAUUGUUUCACAGACUCAUCAGCCGAUGGUGGCUUUUCGGCUUUAUUUUCGCAUAUCGAUGGUCAACGACUUGAAAUUGUUAACCCGGGGGAUACCUCUGAUUCAAGCAAGAAGGAUGCAAGUGGAAAUAUCCAAUCUAGCGAAGCAGGUUCGACUUCCGAGGACCUACUCGCUCAAUGCCACUGCGGCGGCGUUUCUUUCAAUAUUUCCCGUCCUCAGCAAGAGUUCAUCACCAGUACUGCUAGUGAAGGGUGGCUACACCCAUCCGAUACGAGUAAAUGGCUUGCACUCCUUGAUCUAUGUGAUGACUGCCGUCUCGUCGAUGGAACGAAUAUCAUGGCUUGGACAUUCGUCCCGGUGAACCAUAUAUCGCCCCACAUAUCGGCAGAUUUGAUCAUUGGGUCAUCGAAGAGUUACAGAUCUAGUAAAGAUGUGUUACGGACGUUCUGUGGGACUUGUGGUGCGACGGUGUUCUAUAGUUGUGCUAGUCGGCCGGGGAUUGUCGAUGUGGCCGUUGGGAUUUUGCGUGCGCCGGAGGGAACAAUGGCUGAGAAGUGGCUUAUCUGGAGGGCUGGACGGAUCGGAGCUGCUAGUGAUGGGCUGAAGUAUGAUGCUGCAUUUAGUACGGCGCUUAUUGAGGGGAUGGCGAGAUGGGGUGGUGAGCACGGGAUGCCAGGGGAUUUUGUGGUGCCGUAG